GGCAUGCAAAAAAGAGAAAGUAAACUUGCGAAAAGGGGAAAGUGAGAGAGUGAGAAGGAUGAUGUCGAGGAUGAGAAGCGCUUUCACUGCUUGCUUCACUUCAAACGCUAUUCAUGACAAGGGCUUUCUUGGAUUUCUCAGACACGGUACUCCUGCUCUUACCACUACUAGUUCUUGUUGUCGUGUUAUUGCAUUGCUUCGAUUGCAUUCACUUUCUCAAUCCCCCACUUGCCCUAACCCUAAUCACAUUCCCAAUCAUCUUACAAAACUUCAACAAUUACUUUUGGAGAAAUCUAGAGUUGGUUUUGAUAAGCCUGAUGACGCUCUUCGAGUGUUCGAUAAAAUGCACCGUAUGAAGCCUCUGCCUAGUGUUGUCGACUUUACUCAACUCUUGGCCGCCCUUGUCAAGACGAAACAUUACUCCGUGGCUGUCUCCGUCUUUUCAAAGAUGUGCUCUUUUGGCAUUCCUGUUAAUAUAGUUACUUAUAGUACUGUUAUCAACUGUUGUUGCCAUUUGAAGCACAUUGAUUAUGCCUUUGCGCUGUUGGCUGCCAUCUUUAAGCGUGGUUUCAUCCCUACUAUCGUUACAUACACAACUCUUGUUAGGGGGCUCGUUUCCCAGGACAAGUUUCUCGAGGCUGAGCUUAUGUUCUCUUACCUUCUCCAGCACAAUCAAAUUGAGCCUGAUGCAGUUAGCUUUAACACCAUUAUUGACGGCCUCUGCAAAACAGGCAACACUUCCCAGGCUAUGAGGUUGCUUAGGUACAUGGAGAAGAAAGGUUGUAUGCCGUGCGUAGUAACUUACAACACUAUUAUUGAUAGUUUGUCCAAAGACAGAUUAGUCGAUGAUGCUUUGGGUCUUCUUGCUGAAAUGAGUGACAAAGGCAUUCAACCAAGUGUUGUAACCUAUAACUCGUUAAUUCAUGGUAUUUGCAACCUCGAUCGGUGGGACGAUAUUAGCAAAUUGUUCAGAGAUAUGGACAGACACAAAAUUUCUCCAAAUAUGCAUACCUACAGUAUAUUGGUUGAUGCACAUGCCAGAGAUGGAAAGGUCAAAGAUGCUGAGUAUCUGAUAGAGUUAAUGAUUCGAAGAGGCCAACAUCCUGAUGUAGUCACGUAUAGUGCACUCAUGGAUGGAUACUGCUUGCGGGGAGAAUUGGAUAAAGCGUUAGUGGUGCUCAGUACCAUGAUAAGUAAGGGGAUUUUGCCUGACACUCAGACCUAUACUAUAUUGAUCAAUGGUUAUUGUAAGAAGAUGAAAGUAGACACGGCAAUAACUCUCUUAGAAGAAAUGCCCAUGAAAGGUUUAACACCUACAGUUGAAACGUACAGUACUAUUUUGGAUGGCUUAUUUCGUACGCGUAGGCUUGAUGAAGCACAUAUGUUUUAUAGGAAGAUGUUAAACCAAGGUGUUAAACUGAAUAUAGUGACCUGCAGGAUCUUGUUGCAUGGACUUUGCUGCAAUGGACUUGCUGGUGAAGCAAUGUCCGUGUUUCAUGACAUGGAGUCAUGUGGCUUACUUCCUGAUAUACACAUUUAUAAUAUUCUGAUUCAUGGAUUGUUCAAGGACGGCAAGGUUGACGAGGCCAGAAGCCUUUUUCAUAAUCUUCGUUUGAAGGGUUUACGGCCUGGGGUCAUAUCUUACACCAUUAUGAUCCAAGGAUUCUGUCAAGAGGGGUUGCUGGAAGAAGCAUAUAAAAUACUUUUGGAAAUGGAAGAAAACAAUUGCUUGCCUAAUGAAGUUACAUACAACACUCUUAUCCGUGGAUGCUUUAAGAAUAAGAUGUAUGAUGGAGCUUGUGUACUUAUAGAUGAGAUGUGUGCUCAUGGUUUCAAAGCAGAUGCCUCUACCACCUCCAUGCUAUUCGAUUUGCUGCAAUCGAAGGAGCAGGACCCCGCACUCCUUGCUAUGCAGAAGAAGUUCAUGCCUUGAGUACAGCAAUGAUAGAGUUUAUUAAGAUGCCUCUACCACCUUCAUGCUAUUCGAUUUGCUGCAAUGAAAAGAGCAGAAACCCGGUCUCCUUGCCUUGCACAAGAAGUUCAUGCCUUGACUACAUCAAGGAAAGAGUUUUGUAAGCUACAAAGUACUUCUAAAUCGCUAUAACUUUAUAAUUGUUUGCUACGAAAUUUGAAGGCAAUAAAAAUUUGAAGUAAACCUUUUGCC
Messenger RNA from Daucus carota subsp. sativus, 2164 nucleotides. Its product is annotated as pentatricopeptide repeat-containing protein At1g63330-like. Gene Ontology annotation, molecular function: protein binding. The record is from RefSeq and is a predicted model, not a curated record. The transcript is spliced from 2 exons. NCBI's taxonomy places the organism in Eukaryota, Viridiplantae, Streptophyta, Magnoliopsida, Apiales, Apiaceae. Bases 59 to 1933 code for a protein of 624 amino acids.